AUGACUUCAACAAAUGGACAACAUUCACAACAACAACAACAGCAACCAGGAUACAAUAUUGCCACUGCUUCAUCACCAGCUUCAGCUACUGCUGCUGCUGCCGCACCAACUACCAAUACAUCACCUACAACUGCUCCUGGUAUAGUGGAUUCAACAUCGUCUCACACUACUGCUACUUCUGGUGCCACUGCAACCGUCACAUCACAAACAGUUAUUGGCUCACAGCCCACUUCAACGACGUUAACUUCAGACCCAUCUACUGCAUUCCAUCAUCACAAUCAAGAAUUCAGACAAGUGUGCUUCAACCAGUCUAUAGUUGCUAGCAGUGGACUCGCUGCUGCGACAGCCACCGCCACCAACAAUACAGCUACUGCCACUACUAACAACACUUCAUCCAUUAAACGCAACUCUCCAACAUCUAAUGAUUCUUCCAAACGCAUAAGACUAGAUACAACAAACAACAAUGCCAACCCUAUUCUCACUUCCACUAAACCACCUAAAUUUGUUCGCAAAUAUAGAUCAAGAUCAUUACCAAUCAUUAGUUUCAAUACCUCAAGUGCAUUUUAUCCUCAUCUCAGACAAAAGAAACACCAUCAUCAUCAUCAUAACCAACAACAACAGCAGCAGCAACAUAAUCACAACCAAGAUCAAAACCAGAAUAUUUUCAAUACUAAUUCAACUUUUGCAUCUUCACAUUCAUCAGUAAACAAUACUUCAUUCAUGUCUAAUACUGCUGCUAGUUCGAGUUCCAAUACCAUUCCAUCCCUUCCGCCAAUCAACCUUCAAUCGUUAAAAGAAAUUGAUUUGCACGAAAUAUUGAAGAACCCACAACUAAGACACGAUAUUUUAUUUGAUCCACAAUUACAAUUUAGACCUAAUUUGGAUGGUGAACGCGGCAAACGGAAGAAAUCUAUUAUUGAUAAAUAUUGGUUAGAAGUGCGGAAAGAAUGUCAAGGAUUUUUCAACCAAAAAGUAAAACCUGAAGAAAUAAAAAUCCAUCGGUUACCUAUAUUAUUUACUACAUUAAGAGAUAUUUUAUUGUCGUUAUUGCCAACUAAAGAUCGUCAACAAGUGAGUGAAAUUAUGGAUAUUGAAUUAUUGGUACAACAAUUGAAACAUGGAUCAUUUGAUUUUGUAGAAAUGAGUCAAUGGUUAGGUGAUGUUUUCAAACUGCAUUGUGCACCAAUGAGAGAUCAAUGGGUGGUGGAAAUGAUUGAAAAAUUUGUUGAUGCUUAUAAUUACAAUAAUGUUUCAUAUUUGGUUAAUGGAUUGAGAAUGAUUUUCCAAAUUUUGGAAGCAAUGAAAUUAGAUGUUGCCAAUCAUCAAAUUCGAAUUUUGCGUCCAGUUUUAAUUGAAACUGCAGUAGAUUUUGAAAGAGAUUAUUUUCAAACUUUAAUCAAUCAUUCAAAAAUAAACAUUCACGAUUCAUUAAAUUGGUUUUAUAAGAAUUUUGUCAAGAAAUUUGAUAGUAUCCAACAACAACAACAACCAUCUGGAGGUGCCAUUGAAAGUCCUGCUAAGAAAUUAUCCACCUUACACCAAGAUGCUAUUAAUAACACCAAUUUGAAACCAAUAAUAAUAUCAUCAGUUAUUGAUUUAUUGAGUUGUCGACAAAUGGCUAGUGAAUUUCCUUCAACAUUAGCUUUCGAUCAUACGAGAUUGGUAUUAUUGAGAGCUGAUGCCCGUCAAUUAGUUUGUAUUCAAUUAUGUGUGGUAUUGUAUAAACAAUUGGUGAUUAAUGCCAAAGUCUCAACCAAUUUAUUAUCUGCAAAAAAUAUUGCCAAAGUUCAACAAGAAAUUUUAGCAAUUGUUACUGAUGAUAAUGGGAAUAUCAAAUGGACGAAAAAUAUAUCGGCUAUUUCAUUACAAUUGGUGAAGAAUUUAUAUCCUAAUGAAUCAAAUAUUAAUGUAUCAGAUCCAUCAAUCAAAAGCUUAGUACAAUUUAGUCAUAAUUGGUUAAUGAAACAUAUGCAACCAAAUUCUCAAGUUUAUGGCUUGAUGGAAAUUAAAGUUUUCAAAGAAUUAUUAGCAGAGAUUUCAGUACUUGUUGAAAAUGACGAUUUAAUAAGUGACAACAGUAACAUCACCAUCAAUAGUAAUGUGACUAGUACUACUACUACCGCCAAUGUAACUACAAACACUAGCACUAGUACUACCACUAGCACAACUUCAAAUAGUAAUGAAUUGAAGAAUAUUGCUACAAGAAUAGCUACAUUGGUUAAGUUUCAUUGGAAUGUUUUUGGUGGUUAUUACAUUGAUUAUAUCAAAUCUCAACGAUCAAAAUUACAACAAGAACAAGACAAUUCUACAAUGUUACCAACCAUGAUGGAAGAUGGUGAUGACAGUAAUGAUGUUAGUUCGAAGAAGAAAAAUGAUGAUAAUAAAGCCAAUAAUACUAAUCCAACAUCUCAUCGUGGUGGUGAAAAUAAUUCAAACAUUGAUAAUACUACUUCAGCCCCAUUAAGUAUGUUAUCAUGA
Messenger RNA from Candida albicans SC5314, 2478 nucleotides. RefSeq names its product Sok1p (gene SOK1). The transcript has a single exon. Bases 1 to 2478 code for a protein of 825 amino acids. NCBI's taxonomy places the organism in Eukaryota, Fungi, Ascomycota, Pichiomycetes, Serinales, Debaryomycetaceae. The record is from RefSeq and is a predicted model, not a curated record.